Messenger RNA from Solanum dulcamara, 2080 nucleotides. RefSeq names its product BOI-related E3 ubiquitin-protein ligase 1-like. Bases 899 to 1921 code for a protein of 340 amino acids. The transcript is spliced from 4 exons. The record is from RefSeq and is a predicted model, not a curated record. Gene Ontology annotation, molecular function: ubiquitin-protein transferase activity. NCBI's taxonomy places the organism in Eukaryota, Viridiplantae, Streptophyta, Magnoliopsida, Solanales, Solanaceae.
CGGCAGAGACCUUCUGCACGCCCAACAACAAUAUCAACCCCAACUCCAAGACUAUCCCCACAUCUACCUUAUUGAUUCUCCUUCUCUUUCUCUAUACUCUAUAAAUAUAUAAAUACACAACUUUACGUUUGUGGAUAAUACCAAUAUACAAGUGAAAAAUUCAAUGAAUAAUAAAUAAUAGGAGGUGGGGGAAGAGUUGAUAAGAAACACGAGACUUCUCCAAAGAAAGAGCCAAACCAAAGCUAAAGCUACGGCAAAAGAAGAAGAACAAAGCAAAGGAAAACCAAGAACCAGAAUAAGACGGGCUACCCCUCUCUUUCUUUCUUUCUUGGACUGAUUCUCUCUUUCUCUCUCUCUUUCUUUCAUAUAUGCUUUCAAAAGCAUUUUAGCAUACCAACGAAGCAAGCAUAAGGGAACAAGCAAAGGAAGGCAAGUGUUGUGUUUGAGGAGGAAAAAAACAGAAGAAAGGUAAAUAAAGAUAAAGUUUUUAGGUUGGGAAAAAAAGAAGUGAAAGGGAGCAGGCAGAAAAUUGUCAUGUUGGUGUUAUUCUUGGAAAUGGCUUAAAAAGAUUCAUUCAUUCACUCUUUAACCUCACUUACUCUCUCUCUCUCUAUCUAUCUAUCUAUAGAGAAUCAAAAAGCUUCUUUCUUUUUCCCCUUUCAUAACUUGUCCUCAUUCUUUACAUUUCUUUGGUAUUUUCUUGAAGGGUGUCACUGAAGAGUCCGCCUUGGUUUAGGGAAUCUUCUUCUCUAUUCAUGCUGUUUAUGUGUUAACCUUUAAUCAGAUAACCCCACCCACUCACGAAUCACACAUCUCUUCAUUACCAUCUUCCAACUUAGAAUCCCUUUUCUAUCUAUAUAUAAAUUCUAUCUACCUUUCCCUUCUCAAUUCUGAUCAUAUGGCUAUUCAAGCUCAAUAUCCAUCAAAUGUUCUCUUUCUAAACAGAAAUGUACAAGAGGGAAAACCCCCACUUGGUAAUGAUUAUUCAUUGCAAUCUCAACCUGGUGGUGGUGGCGGAGGAGGAUCUUUUCUUGAUCAAACACAAAUGCUAUUCAAUCCAGGAGCUGGGGCAAAUUCAAGAAAGAGAGGAAGAGAACUUACAACUACAACGGGAGCAAUGAAUCCAUUGAUGUCAAUGCAAUCUCAGCCUCAACCGCAGCUCAUCGACCUCACUCAGCUUCACACAUCGCCUCCUUCGCAGCAACAACCACCAAACCUUGUCUCCACCGGACUCCGUUUAGCUUUUGGAGACCAACAUCAACAUCAAUUACAGCAACAACAUCAUCAUCAUCACCAUCUCUCUCUUUCUCCUCAAUCCUCUCAAUCAUCAGCCUUCUAUUCAAUAUUAACAGAAGACUUAGCUACUCAUAUCAAACAACAACGCGAUGAAAUUGAUCAUCAUCUCCUAAUUCAGGGAGAGCAAUUGAGGCGUACGUUGGCAGAAAAAAGGCAACGUCACUACCGUGCACUGAUCGGAGCAGCAGAGGAAUCAAUGGCGCGAAAGCUAAGAGAAAAAGAAGCUGAGAUGGAGAAAGCAGCGCGACGAAACGCUGAACUAGAGGCGCGUGCAGCGCAAUUGAGCGCCGAGGCUCAGGCUUGGCAAGCUCGGGCUAGGGGACAGGAAGUAACGGCAGCGACGCUUCAAGUCCAGCUGCAACACGCGAUGAUGAACGGCGGCGCCGGAGGUUGUAACGAGAGAGACAUCGGCGAACCGGAGGAUGCUGAAUCGGCAUACAUUGACCCGGACCGAGUGGUUAUGUCGACCGGUCCGAGUUGCAAAGCGUGUAGAAAACGAGUCGCUUCAGUGGUACUAUUGCCGUGUCGCCAUUUGUGUGUGUGUACAGAAUGUGAUGCAGGAGCUCAAGCUUGCCCAUUGUGUUUCUCCAUUAGAAGCUCAAGUGUUGAAAUCUUUCUCUGUUAGAAGAAGCCCAAAUCAUGGCCUACUUUGUUUUUCGGCCCAAAUCCGAACUUUUCAAAUUAAUGUUCUAAUGGUAAAACAAAAAGGAGUUUAAUUUUAAAGAAAAAAAAAACAGUAAACACAAAUGAAGAAAACAUGAAACAAAAAUAAUAUUUCAUUUAA